Messenger RNA from Wyeomyia smithii (pitcher-plant mosquito), 4463 nucleotides. RefSeq names its product alpha-N-acetylgalactosaminidase. Gene Ontology annotation, molecular function: alpha-galactosidase activity. Gene Ontology annotation, cellular component: cytoplasm. The coding region runs from base 792 to 2258 and encodes 488 amino acids. Lineage: Eukaryota; Metazoa; Arthropoda; Insecta; Diptera; Culicidae. The record is from RefSeq and is a predicted model, not a curated record. Gene Ontology annotation, biological process: glycosylceramide catabolic process; oligosaccharide metabolic process; glycoside catabolic process. The transcript is spliced from 8 exons.
CGGUAAGUAUUGCGCUGACUCUCGAGCCAGACGCACGCGUUUUACGAGGUGCUCCUUUAAACCUUUUAUUCAACGGUUCCCUUAGUGUCUGCCUUCAGGUUUCUCCAUCGUUGGCAUAGAUUCUUGUAGUCCGGUUCACUGUGACAUAAUUGCCGAGGCAAGAAAAUAGUCCAGCUGUCGGAAAAAGUUACCGUUGAACUCGCGGACGUCGUUAAACCCACUAGCCAUUCGGUGUUGGCAUCCGCGCAUUCACUGGAUAUAUCCGAUUCACUAUCAAGAGGAGCGCGUGUCUGGCUGGAUAGUUCAAAUCAAGUGCAUAAUAAUAAAAACAACUGGUGGGCGUCGAUUUGCUUGGUUGCUCCGGCGCAAAACCGCUUUUUAUUGUUAUCGUGCUACAGCCCGACCGCUUGGCAAAAAGUGGUUUUCUUUCUGAUAGCUGUUAUCUCACCGCAAACCAACAACCACAGCUGCGGUUUAAAGCUACAAACAAGUUGAGACGAAGAGAAAAGACGGCGCAGUUUAUGAGCUUGUGUUGUUGAUGGAAGUUUUUCUAAGUGGCAUAAGAAAAUCGAGCAAAUCGUCCUGAUCCUACGCCGGGUGAAAUUGCAACUUUUUGCACAGUGUGUUAGCGUUCGAACGAUUCGCGCAGACAAGCAGCAAAUCAGCUAAAUUUGUUCAAGUGCUUCCAGGCAGUGCGCAUCGGCUAACACCUCGUCUACACCGACGAAGUCCACCGUGAGAGGUUAUUGACUUGGAUCUACAAACUCAACGCAGGUAAAACCGCACCCAGCAUGCAGCGUAUCAUCAAAUUCAAAAUGACACCCAGAGAGGCUAAAGGUGGAACGCUAUGUACAGGCUCCUGCAGUCGUAAGAUGAGCAGCCAAACGAAUCGUACUACCAGAAACAGCAACAGUAGCAGCCCCAGCAGCAGCAAUAGUCACCCAUCCCUGCCUGCCGUGUGCAUUUUCCAGACUGUGAUAGUAUCGUUAGUGAUUGCCAUUUUCCUGCUGCCCGCCAUGAGCACUGGCCUGGAAAACGGCCUGGCACGGACACCACCGAUGGGCUGGCUCUCCUGGGAACGGUUCCGAUGCAACACCGACUGCGAGGGUGAUCCGGAAAAUUGCAUCAGCGAAAAUCUCUUCCGUACUAUGAGCGACCUGGUUGUAACAGAAGGCUAUGCCGCUCUCGGUUACGAGUACAUAAACGUAGACGACUGCUGGUUGGAAAAGUCGCGAGGACCCCGUGGGGAGCUAGUUGCAGACCGACGGCGGUUUCCGAGUGGCAUGAAAUCCCUGGCGGACUACGUGCAUGCCAAAGGACUCAAGUUUGGUAUCUAUGAGGAUUACGGCAACUACACUUGCGCCGGAUAUCCAGGUAUUCUUGGAUUCUCGGAAAACGAUGCGGCUCAGUUUGCCUCCUGGGAUGUAGAUUAUGUUAAACUGGAUGGAUGUUACUCGCUGCCUAUCGAUAUGGACCAUGGCUAUCCGGAGUUCGGAAGAAAUUUAAAUGCCACCGGUCGCCCGAUGGUGUAUUCGUGCAGUUGGCCAGUGUACCAAAUCUACGCAGGGAUGAACCCAAAUUAUUCAGCCAUCAUUCAACACUGCAAUUUGUGGAGAAAUUACGAUGACAUUCAGGACUCGUGGGCAUCGCUGGAGAGCAUCAUUGACUACUACGGCAACAACCAGGAUGCAAUCAUCCCGAAUGCCGGCCCGGGUCACUGGAACGAUCCGGAUAUGCUUAUCAUUGGAAACUUCGGGCUAAGCUUUGAACAGUCCAAGACUCAGAUGGCCCUGUGGGCUAUCAUGGCCGCCCCACUGAUGAUGUCCGUUGAUCUGCGAACUAUCCGGCCGGAAUUUAAAGCUAUUCUACAGAAUAAAAAAAUUAUUGCUGUUGAUCAGGAUCCACUCGGCAUUCAGGGCAGACGGAUAUAUAAGCACAAGGGAAUCGAAAUCUGGUCCAGACCCAUCACACCAAUCUACCAAACAUUCUACUCGUACGCUGUUGCAUUCGUAAACCGACGAACUGACGGAACUCCAUCGGAUGUAGCGGUUACUCUGCGUGAACUGGGACUGAUUUCGCCCACCGGUUACAGAGUUGAGGAUUUGUAUGAAGAAGUCGACUACGGAAUACUCAGCCCGCAAACCAAAAUCAAGGUCAAGGUGAACCCAUCGGGAGUGGUCAUCCUCCGAGCCGAUGUUCAGCCCGAACGCUUCUCCAAGAGACCCUACAAUCCUAUCUUUUACCGCUACCCCAACUAAGCCGAAGCCAGCAAGCCAGCCACUGAAAUGACCCAUUGUUUUCAACAAUUAGCAUCUAAGUCCGAUCAAAGUGUGUGUGACGCACAUUUACAGUCUGCUUAGAACCACGCGUUUUAAGGUACCAACCGUAAUUAAAUACAUAGCGCCUAGAGGACCGUGUAGAUAGACAGCGAUAAUAGACAAGGAACAAAUCUCGAUACAAAUUGUGUCUAAUGUAGAGCAAUUGUACAAAUAGAUACGGCUCAUUUAGGGGUCAGCGAAUCAUCCGUUCCCGUGUAAAGGAAAAUAACAAUCAUAGUUGAAGCAGGAUUGGGCCCAUGCAACCGUAUAAAUUGAGAUGUGCCAGCGCCGCCAGAAUGCAAUGAAUUCCAUAUGAACCUGUGUCACUUGGUUAAACCAAAAACCACUGAAUAGUUUAUAAAGUACGUGUUUGAAAACAAAACAACCAUGACUCGCGGGAGGUUUUUCUUAUUCAAGUAUAAUAGUUAGAGUGGCGGAUAGAUCUGUAGCAUAUCCAAGGCAAGUGAUUCGUAAGGAAUUCAUCAACAUGGUGAUAUUUAUUAUACAAAGCACUAAGCUACGUUAUGAUCGGCUAGUAAAUGUCAGCCUGCACAUCAGGUGACGCAUUACAAUUUCAAAAAUAAAUAUUCAAUCCUUUGGCCAAUAUUUGUUAGCCGCGUGUAGUAGGCGAAUGUUUUUAGUGAUUUAGACAUUCUAUACAGAUCCCAGGCAUAUCAGCACACCGAUACAACCUGAAAGUUAGAAAACUUGACUAAUUCCAUCGCUAUCCAAUCCACACUGCACUGCCAAAUAGUGUGCUGCAUUGGAUGACGAAUGUCAAUAAUUCACCCGGCACUUACUGCUAACGGGGUUUGAUAUCAAACCGUAGAAUAGCUACCAAAAACAAGCACUUCGUAAGCGAACAAAACAUAACGACCUCCGAUGUGUCGUAUAUUCAAUGAAGGUAUGCCUGAAUAUGUAAUUUAUUUUUACCUAGAUCGUAAGCGAUAUGCAAUUAAUUAAAGAAAUAAAGCGAGAAUAAAACGUGACUUUUAUAAUCGAUCGGCAGUGUGAAAUCGCCUUAUCCUCGAGACUUACAUUUUUGCAAAUUUUACAGGCAGGCCUCUAGAUAAGACACCUGUACGUGAGCUCAAGCCCAAAUUGAAAAAAACUUAGUUCGGUGCAUCGCGGCAUAAAUAAUUGUCUAAGCUAGGGAUCUGUUGAGGAUUUCCAACAAUAGGCCUUCGUUAGAUUAAAAAAAAACACGAAUUAUUCCACCUAGUGGUGUGAUCGGGCCUUUCUCAUGCGAAGUUUAUUUUAUUAAAACGGUUUAGAACACACACUUAGUUAGACUGCAACCAAACCAACCCAGUGCCAUUUUUUUCGAGUUGAAUUAUUAACAGCAGUGGAUGUUUAAAUCUAUAACAAAAUUAUUCAAACAGUUUUAAUGGUGUUUGUCUGAUACCAUCAUUCCCAAUGCUUAAUACCCCCUUUUAAAUUCAUGCACCAGAAGUGUUUCAUCAAAGCCAGUUUUUCAUCAGCUUCAAGUAUGUAUUUUGAUACCAUCAACAAAUUAGAGGGUCAGACAAACACCGCAAUCACAGACACCGGCUACGUUGUACCAUUAGGUUGUCUCUGGACUCGUUUUUUUCUUGACGGGACUCAAUCCUCAGACGAAACAAACCAAUUGAAUUCAAUUUGAAUACUAAACGGAGAUAUACACCAUAAAAAUUCGUACAUCACUGCGAUAUGAAUAAUCGCAAUGCUAAAAUUCAGAAAUAAGUCCAAGAAGUGUUGUUCAUCGCAUAUUUGCACAAAUAUCAAGCACUAGCGUAAUAAAAUCGGUUCAUCGAUUCCUAAACUAAUUUGUUUCGAAAAAAAUGCUCGGCACCAAUCAACAAUAUAAAUAUUGCAAUGGCUCUAAAUUUGCACUUGAUUACCAUCAACUCAUAAAAUGAGAACGCCUAUAUUGGUUCCAAACAUUCGUGCGGUUGUAUUUGCUUAUAUAUUAAAGCAGCUUCGGGGAAACUUUGAUAACAACCUCGUUAACUCAAUCAAACUGAUUGAUCCAAUUAAACUCUCUACAAUUGUCUCUCAGCUACACCACUGACACGCGACAGCAUUGGUUCUUUCAAGCAAAGACAGUUUAUGUGGACUUCGGAUGCGAUAAUAAAUUAGUUUUGAAUAAACGUAUGAAAAUCACUA